AAAGGGAAAAAAGAAGUCUACAAAUUCCACGGAGGCAUGCAAAUGCAGCAGCCAUUUCCAUCCAGCCAACCCGGCACGGCUUUUGGCGCACGCGAGCCACGCAAAACUCCCAAAAGUCCUUCCUAUUUAAGACCCACACUCCAACGAGAGGCCAAAUCACCCGUCAGCUCACUUCAAAACAAGCAAACAAAGCCAAAUUAAACUGAGUAAGGACGCCAUGGCGCUUCUGGACAGCUGCUGCUACGACGACGGCGACUGCAGCUGGAGUACUACGGCGCUCGAUUCUGGCUGGGACUGGGAGCUCCGCUGCGAAGACGACGACAACGCCCGUGGAGGAGGCAAUCAUGGCGGCGCCGUCAGCUUCUUCCCCUCCUCCUUCCCCGCCAUGCCCAUGUUUGCAGGUCCGGAGUCGUCGCCGGGGUCGUCGUCGUCGAGCGGCGGCGGAGGAGGAUACCUGGAGGACGCCGUCGCCCACUGGAGCGACCGGUGCAAGCGGCAGAGGAUGACGGCGGCGGAGGAGCCAUUGUCGCCGCCGCGGUGCUCGGUACUCACGGCGGGCGAAGAGCUGCAAUGCCUUCUUCAGAGCUUCUGGGAUCGUCCUAGCAGCAGCGGCGGCAGCGGCGAGGCCGGGUCUCUCCUCCAUGAUUCGAAUAUCAUGGUCCCUGGCCCGGAAACCCGCAGCAUUGCCGGCUCAGGGGAGGAAGAGGAGGACGCAUCGGGCAAGGAGAAGGAGCAGGUGCAGGUGCAGGGGGUCCCGUUCUCACAGGCGUGGGGAGACGCAGCAGCAGGGGGGCCUCCUCCUGCCUUCUCCGGCACCGAGGAGCGAGCUGUCCGGACGCUGCGGCUGCAGAAGGCAACUACAGGCGGCAGCCAUUACUGCUACAACAGUAGUACUAGUAGCAGUGGCAGCGAGCCGUCCUCCUCGUCCUGUUCCAAGCUGGCUGCAGGGAAGAAAGGAGGCGGAGAUGUGCUGUACCCUUUUGCGGUUGUCAAGCCGCUGGGGCUGGAAGGCGGAGGCGGCGCGACGACGCUGAACGACGUCAACCGGAGGAUCCUGAAGCGGCCGGCGAGGCCAGUUCGGCACCCGGUGGGCGCGUUCUCGUGCGGCCCUGCCGUGUCGGCUCAUGGGCUAGGUAUGUCUGGGAAAGCAGUUGUUAGCCUCACGAGGAUCAGAACGAGAGGGAAGGGCACCAUAACCAUCAUCAGAACAAGAGACUGAAUGUAGUUGCAGAAGAACCAAGAGGCUGAAAAAGGGAAUCGGUUAUGUGAAGAGGCCGAUGAGUCUUCAUAUGGCAUGGAUCAUCAUCAUGAGGAAGAGUGGUUCCCCUUUUAAUUGUAUAGGCUUUUCCUCCCCGUUGUGACAAGCUUAACCAUUGUAAAUAAGUAGCAGCCAAGGUAAUCAACCGGAUCGGAGGCUUGUAGAUUCGGUAGCUUGCAACUUGGCAUCUCGAGACUGCAUCGACAUGUCAGUGUAUCGCUAUCCCUGCCAACCGCAUUGUGUCAAUUACCAGCCUUUCAUGAACUGUACUGCUCUCUCUGUCCAGAUGUCUCAAGUUUGUCAAAAUUUGAAUGUAUCUAGACAUGACUUAGCGUAUAGAUGCA
Molecule: messenger RNA, 1602 nt
Organism: Brachypodium distachyon (stiff brome)
Lineage: Eukaryota; Viridiplantae; Streptophyta; Magnoliopsida; Poales; Poaceae
Exons: 5
Coding region: 218-1219 (333 amino acids)
Biological process (GO): male meiotic nuclear division; female meiotic nuclear division
Source: RefSeq, a predicted model, not a curated record